AUGAUACGAGGCUGCUGCAUCAAUGGAAGACUGGAAGAGAUGAUCGAUAUUUACAGUGAGAUGAUGAAUUCAGGUGUGAGUCCUGAUAAAUUGACUUAUAAUCUUGUGUUGAAAGCAUGCACUGAUUUAUCAGAUUUUGAAUAUGGUUUGAGAAUUCAUGAUCAGAUAGUUCAGCGUUCUAGUGAAUGUGAAGUUGAUGUUCUUGUUGGUACUUCACUCGUUAACAUGUACUCAAAAUUUGGUGAUGUUUGCUUUGCACGUUCUCUGUUUGACAGAAUGCCUCUUAGAGAUAUUGUAGCUUGGAAUGCCAUGAUCUCUGGUUAUUCGAGAAAUGGGUUGCUUUCUGAGUCCCUGUAUUUAUUUAAGUACUUGAGAUUAAUUAAAGAAAUUUCACCCAAUGAAUCCACUUUGGUAAGUAUUAUUUCUGUUUGUCGUGAUUUGGUUCAGCUGCAAUUGGGUGAAGCAGUUCAUGGUUUUUCAAUCAAAACCGGACUACUUCAAAUUAUUUCAGUUUCAAAUUCUCUUAUAGAUAUGUACAUUAGCUGUGGUUGCUUGGAUGUUUCUGCAAAAUUAUUUGAUCAAUUGACAGUGAGAGAUAGUGUUGCUUGGAGCUUAAUGAUUGGUGGGUACUCAGCUUAUGGGAGAGGCCAAAAGGCCAUGAAACUCUUUAGAGUGAUGAAAGUGAGUAAAGAAAUGGUACCCACAAGAGCAGUUCUUCUGAAUUUACUUCCAGCUUGUGCAGAUUUGGGAGCUUGGGAAGAAGCUGAGAAGUCGGUAGAGGAAUACACAAUGAACAGCCUGACAGAAUCAGAUGCCUCUCUCUCUACUGCGCUUCUCAAUGUGUACUUAAAAUGUGGAAAGAUUGACAAAGCAUUUAAGCUUUUUGGUGAGAGGUCUCAAAGAGAUGCCAUCAGUUGGAACGCCAUGAUCAGAGGCUUAGGGGAGCUUAAACUUUGGCAUCAAGCUCUGCGACUCUUCAUUGAAAUGUGGCAAGAAGGCCGUGAACCAGACCUCAUAACCAUGUUGAUUGUGCUUCCGCUUAUUGGGUCAAUUGCUUCUUUGAAGAGAGCAAAAGAAGCCCAUGCUUACGUGAUAAAAACAAAUUUACUCUUAGAAAUCCGAAUUGCUAAUUCACUUAUUGACAUGUAUUCUAAGUGUGGAUGUAUAAAAAUUUCGCAAAUAAUAUUCGAUAGCAUUCUAGAAAAAGAUGUGAUUUCAUGGAGUUCUAUGAUAUCAGGGUAUGCCAUGAAUGGAUGUAGUGAAGAUGCAAUUGAGCUAUUUCAUGCCAUGGAGAAAACUUGUACAAAGCCUAACAAUGUGACCUUUGUCUCUCUUUUAUCAGCCUGCACUCGUGGUGGUCUUGUAGAGAAGGGAAAGGAGUACUUCAAAUCCAUGAGAGAUGUACAUGGAAUCAAACCAGAGGCUCGCCAUUAUGCUUGUAUGGUUGAUCUUCUUUCUCGAGCUGGGUUUAUCUCACAAGCCCGCGAACUAAUGGAUUUUAUGGGAACUGAGCUCAGCACAAGUGGGUGGGGCUCUCUAUUGAGUGCAUGUCGGGUUCAAUGUGAAUCAUUGCAGAUAGGGGAAGAAGCUGCAAAGCAUUUGUUUAAUUUAGAGCCAAGAAAUGCUGCAAAUUACUUGGUUCUUGCUAGUAUGUAUAAUUCAAUGGGGAGAUCAGAUGAUGCUAAGGGUGUGUUGCGGUUAUUAAAAGAGAGAAGGGUGAAGAAGAUAAGUCCUGGUUGCAGUUGGGUUUGUUAA
Molecule: messenger RNA, 1755 nt
Organism: Amborella trichopoda
Lineage: Eukaryota; Viridiplantae; Streptophyta; Magnoliopsida; Amborellales; Amborellaceae
Source: RefSeq, a predicted model, not a curated record